GGCCACGCCCCCAAGCGUCUCGCUAGGAGCGCGAAGGAGACGCCAAGCGGGUGCCCCUGAGCAUGUGCAGAGUGCACCUCCACAGACAGCAAAGUCGUGCAUGUGGCGCCUUUCGAAUCCGGGACUCGAGGGCUCGAACUCCACGCAGCUCUUGGGAAGCCCGUAGCGCUGCCCUGAUCCGCCGCCGCCAUGGCUUCCGGGGGAGAAGGUCUGGACGACAUUUCUCCGGACUGGGCGGGGGCCAGCCUGGUGGACCUGACCUCUCCCGAGCUGGCAAAAUCCAACACCUCUACGCUGGACAGCGGGGAGGAUUUCGAAGUCCUGGAUAACGACGAGGAGGAAGAGGAAGGGCGAGACGAGGACCUGAGCGGCCUCCCUCCGCUGGAGGACGUGCCCGGAAACGACGGCCGAGGGACGGCCGCCUCGCAGCACCCUGGUCCAGAAGACACGGAGGAGACCCCAGAGUGGGUGGAUGUGUUAGGGAGCGGUUUGCUGAAAAAGAAAGUCAUCGUCGCAGGUCAGGGACCAGAGACCCGGCCGGUUAAGAGCCAGGAUGUCACCGUCCGCCUUAAGACCAUGCUGCAGGGCGGCACGGUGGUCGAGGAGAGCCCCAGCCUCACCUUCACGCUGGGGGACUGCGAUGUCAUGCAGGCCCUGGACCUCUGCAUACAGCUAAUGGAGAUGGGAGAGACGGCGCUCAUCAUUUCAGACGCAAAGUACUGCUUCGGCCGGCAAGGGAGGAGUCCAGACAUCCCCCCUGACUCAUCCCUGGAACUUGAAGUGGAGCUCCUAGCGGCCCAGGAUGCCCCCGACCUGGAACUCCUAAGUGGGAAGGAGAAGAUUGAGCUGGCGAACCGGAAGAGGGAGCGUGGCAACUUCCACUACCAGCGAGCGGACUACGUCCUGGCUAUCAACUCCUACGACAUUGCGCUGAAGAUUAUCGGCUCCAGUUCAAAAGUGGACUUUGCCCAGGAGGAGGAGGAGGGAUUAGUGGACGUCAAGAUGAAGUGCCUGAACAAUUUAGCCGCCUCUCAGCUCAAGUUGGACCACUACGAUGCGGCCCUGCGAUCCUGCAACCAAGUCCUGGAACAGCAGCCGGACAACAUCAAAGCCCUUUUUCGGAAGGGGAAGGUCCUGGCUCAGCAAGGCGAAUACAGGGAGGCCAUCCCCAUCUUGAAAGCCGCCUUGAAGCUGGAGCCAUCGAAUAAGACCAUUCACACAGAGCUCUCGAAGCUGGCAAAGAAGCACGCCGACCAGAAGUGCGUGGAGACGGAGAUGUACCGCAAGAUGCUGGGCAACCCCAGCGGCCCCACCGCCAAGUGCAAAGACAAGUCAUCGCGGUCAAUUCCGUGGAAGUGGCUCUUUGGCGCAACAGCCGUGGCGCUGGGGGGCGUGGCCUUGUCGGUCGUCAUCGCAGCCAGGAACUAGCGCCAUCUGCUGACAAGGGACGGCAAGGAACCCAAGCGGCGGAAGACCAGCCCCUCUUUUCUCCAUCCCUCCUCCCCACCACGGCACACACCCACCCACCCCCACUCCGGCUCUCCUCCUUCCACCCGGCCCUCGACAGACGCAUACACAGCUCUGGACCUGUAGGGUAGCAGCUGGGGCGGGGGGGGGGGCUUAGAUCCUCCCCUCCCCAGAGGCUGCGCACACCCUCCUCUUAGUCGUGAGAUGCAGCAGACCACUUUGCGGCGGGGCUGGCAGGGGAACUGGAGAGAUCCAUGGGGCGGUGGGAGGGAUUUUUCGCGCCAUCGCUCUGACUGCAGAGACUGGAAUUAGCAGGGUCUCGAAGGGACCCGGACUUGUGGGUAUCUUCUUUUUGCGGUGGGGAUGGGGUGGGGACGGAAUUCACUGGAAGUUCUGCUCAAUCCUUUUUCUUUUUCGAAUGCCCCUUCCGCCCUUUCGGCUGUUUCUGUCGGAAGGCACGUGGCGGGCAGAGCUUGUGCAGCCAAGGGGGUCUUUGGGGGUCCUAUGCAGAAAAGGGGGAGCCGGUGGGUUUCUGCGGAGGAGGGCGGGAUUACGGAAAUGGACCUCCGCAGCGAGACAGGGUCAGGUGGGCAGCCGCGAGGAACUGUGGGGAAUGUUUAGGGCUGUGCAGGGAACCCUAGGAGCUCGAUCCGUACUGAUUCCGACGCACAAAAGUGAGCACGCCCUUUCCUCUAUUGGAAACUCAGCACACUUUUGGGGGGGGCAUGCAGCGGGUUGAGGGGGGGUGAAGAGAGUGGAGAUGAAGACAGGUGGGUGUUCCCCCCCUCCCCAAAUCACCCCCUCUGGAGGCCAAACGAAGGGGCAGAGGCCCCCUUCUGAAUCCCCCCCCCCGGACUCUUCUUUGCCCCCACACCAGAGCCUUUCUGGCGCCAGCCUUAUGACGGCAUUCUUGGGUCGUCGUCCCCCCCCCCCCAAACCCAGCACCCACUGGUCUGGCCUUCCCCAGGACAUGUCCCGCCCCCGGCCCAGGCAGGACACUCUCGUUUAUUAAUUAUUAUCAUUAUUUUGACCGCUGUCAGAUUUUAAACUGUGAAAACCACCACUGCCCCACAAAUUCUCUAAUAAAGGAAAAUCUGUCAGCAGCA
Molecule: messenger RNA, 2573 nt
Organism: Zootoca vivipara (common lizard)
Lineage: Eukaryota; Metazoa; Chordata; Lepidosauria; Squamata; Lacertidae
Gene: FKBP8
Product: FKBP prolyl isomerase 8
Biological process (GO): negative regulation of apoptotic process; protein folding
Cellular component (GO): cytosol; endomembrane system; membrane
Molecular function (GO): protein folding chaperone; peptidyl-prolyl cis-trans isomerase activity; protein binding
Source: RefSeq, a predicted model, not a curated record